UCAGUGUAGCGAUCAACUUCAGGAGCUCCUCGUAGAUUCCUUGUGCUGCUUACUUUCAGUCAAGUCUUUUCUUUAGCUGCUCAUCUCAUCAGAUCUCCUAAAAACUUCACACAGCCGCUGAACUUUAAUCACCUGUGGAUUGUUUUUUUUUCUAAAUAUAUUUUUUAUCUCCUGGUAAGAAAAUGUCACACAGCGGGAGCCUGGAUUUGGACAGAUACACCAGCUUGGAUAAAUCUCGUCGACCCAACAGUCGCAGCCAAGCCAGGACCCUGGCCAGGAGCGGAGACGUCCUGUGCGACUUCUGCACAACAAAGAAGCAGAAAGCUGAGAAGUCCUGCUUGGUGUGCCUGGCAUCCUACUGUGAGACUCACGUCCAGUCUCACUACAACUACCCUACCCUGAUGAAGCACAAGCUGGUCAAAGCUACGGGUCAGAUGAGAGAGAAGCUCUGCGCACAGCAUGACAAGCUGCUGGAGGCUUUCUGUCGCACUGAUGAGACAUCUGUGUGCGUUUUGUGCAUGAUGGAUGAACACAAACAUCAUGACAUCGUCCCGGCUGGCACUGAGAGGACUGAGAAACAAAAACAACUUAGUGUUACGCUGCACAAAUCCCAACAAAGGAUUGAUCAGAGGGUUAAAAAGUGGCAAGACCUCCGACAGGCUGUCGAAUCACUUAAACAUUCUGCUCAAACAGUCUUAGAGGAAAACGAGCGCAUAUUCACUGAGCUUCUGCUUUCCAUCGAGAGAAAGUAUAUUGAAGUCAAGGAAAUGAUCCGCACCCACGAAAGGACCACCGUGACCCAGGCCGAAACACUGCUGGAUCGUUUAGAAGAGGAGAUUACUCUGCUGAAGAAGAAGCACAAUGACCUGGAGUUGCUUUCACACACUGAUGAUCACAUACACUUCCUACAGAGUUGGCAGUCCCUGUCAGGCCCCUCGGGAUAUGAAGAUCUCAACAAAAUCAGAGUCGCACCCUAUUACUCCUUUGAUGCUACCAAGAGAGCCAUCUCUGCACUGAAAUUACAAGUGGAAGAAGUCAGCAAAGUUGAAAUGAGCAAAAUCUCAGGAGCAGUGAAGGAAGUCCACAUCACAGAAGAAAAUGAAGAAAGAAAGUCAAGAAGAGAAUCCGUGCUGAGGGAGGAACCAAAGAUAAUAGAAGAACCAAGAGCAAGAGAAGAUUUCUUGAGAUAUGCUGGUCAGCUGAUUCUGGAUGUCAACACUGUUCACCCCAGCCUUCACUUGUCUGAGGGUAACAGAGCUGCCACGAUGAAGAAUGAACCCAAGAACUACCCUGACCACCCUGACCGAUUUGACCACUGGCAGCAGGUGUUGUGCAGGGAUAGUGUGAUUGGGACUCGUUGCUACUGGGAGGUGGACUGGAAGGGAACAGAGAUAGAUGUGGCUGUUACCUACAGAGGAAUCCGUCGUAAAGGGAAUGCCAAUGAAUGCAGCUUUGGCUGGAAUGACAAGUCCUGGAGUCUGUACUGCUCUGACUCCAAAUUCUCUUUUGUGCACAACAACAAAAGCACAGACAUCACAGCUCCGGUGUCUUCUCGUAUUGGCGUGUACCUGGACCAUGCAGCAGGAACACUGGCAUUUUACAGUGUCUCUGAUGGCAUGCGUCUUUUGCACAAGAUCCAGACCACAUUUAAAGAGCCACUCUACCCUGCAUUCAGUGUGUGGGGCUUUGGUACGAGUAUAAGACUGUAAGAUAUUCUUCAGACUUACAUUCUCCUUAAAUCUGUGACA
Molecule: messenger RNA, 1748 nt
Organism: Pundamilia nyererei
Lineage: Eukaryota; Metazoa; Chordata; Actinopteri; Cichliformes; Cichlidae
Gene: ftr14l
Product: finTRIM family, member 14-like
Exons: 7
Coding region: 183-1709 (508 amino acids)
Molecular function (GO): protein binding; zinc ion binding
Source: RefSeq, a predicted model, not a curated record